Messenger RNA from Aureobasidium namibiae CBS 147.97, 1377 nucleotides. RefSeq names its product glycoside hydrolase. Gene Ontology annotation, molecular function: glucan exo-1,3-beta-glucosidase activity. The record is from RefSeq and is a predicted model, not a curated record. NCBI's taxonomy places the organism in Eukaryota, Fungi, Ascomycota, Dothideomycetes, Dothideales, Saccotheciaceae. The transcript has 2 exons. The coding region runs from base 1 to 1377 and encodes 458 amino acids. Gene Ontology annotation, biological process: glucan catabolic process. Gene Ontology annotation, cellular component: cell surface; extracellular region.
AUGCGCACAUCAGCUACCUUUGCUGCUGCUCUCUUGGCUGGCUCUGCCACUGCCGCUCCCACUCCAGGGCUUCUGAGCAGCAUUCUCGGUCAACUCACCAAUGACCUGAACACCCUCCUCGGCUCCCUUGGUAUCAAGCUCCAGACCAAUGCCAACAUUCACGGCCCUGUCAUUCCCUUCCACGAUCAGUGCCCUUUCACCAUCAACUCGUCUGUCAGCAUCUCCAGUGACGUUUUUAGUCACGAAAUCAACUGGCCACUUGGUGUGAACGGCGGAAACUACAUAAAUUGGCGCACCUAUCGUGCCAAUGGCGCGAAUUUGGGCGGUUGGCUGGAAAAGGAGCGUACUCACGAUCCUAUCUGGUGGUCUGCAGUUGGUGGUGAUAGCGCUCCUGAUGAGUGGACUUUGUGCGAGACCCUAGGAUCCAAAUGCGGACCCAUCCUCGAGGAGCGCUACGCCUCCUUCCUCAACACCUCGACCAUCGAUCAGCUCGCCAGCGUUGGAGUAAACACUCUCCGAAUCCCCACCACCUAUGCUGCAUGGGUCAAGGUUCCUGGAUCUCAGCUGUACUCCGGCGCCCAGCAGAAGUGGCUCAAGAUCAUCACCGACUAUGCAGUCCUCAAGUACAACAUGCACAUCAUCGUUGGCCUGCACUCUCUGCCCGGCGGUGUCAACAACCUCGAUAUUGGCGAGGCCCUCUUCCACGACGACUGGUUCUACAAUGCCACCAACCUCGACUACAGUUUCCAAGCCAUUGACGGUGUCCUCAACUUUAUCAAGAGCUCUGGCUACCAGAACGCCUUCACCAUUGCUCCCAUCAACGAGGCUUCUGAUAACCUUGCUGGUUUCGGCUCUGCUGCCGGCCUGUCUGACAAGGCUGUCAACUGGAUCAACACCUACAUCAACGGUGUGCUCAAGAAGAUUGCUGUUGUGGACAAGCGUAUCCCCCUGCAACUCCAGGACUGCUUCAAGGGCGCAUCAUUCUGGGCUCCCUUCUACUCAGCCGACCAGAACAUCUGUUUCGACUCGCACGUUUAUUACUUCGCUGCUGCCGGUACCUAUGCCAACUACGUCAACCCUGCCGUCUGCGGUCAAGCCCAAUACAUUGCCGAAGAGACAAAGUUCCCCGUCUUCAUCGGCGAAUGGUCAUUGCAAGCCAUGUACAACAACACUUUGAACGUCACCACUCGCAAGACCCUCUUCGACACCCAGCGCUACGCAUGGCAGAAGUAUGUUUCCGGUGGCUCCUUCUGGACCGCUGUGUCAUACUCUACCGCUGCUGUUGAUGGUGAGGGCACUCAGAGGGAUUACUGGUCGUACAUUGACCUCAUCAAUGCUGGUGUUAUUACCAAGCAGACUGAUGCUUCUUACUGCUAA